This is a messenger RNA of Torulaspora globosa, 636 nucleotides long. RefSeq names its product aminoacyl-tRNA hydrolase (gene PTH2). The transcript has a single exon. Lineage: Eukaryota; Fungi; Ascomycota; Saccharomycetes; Saccharomycetales; Saccharomycetaceae. Gene Ontology annotation, molecular function: peptidyl-tRNA hydrolase activity. The record is from RefSeq and is a predicted model, not a curated record. The coding region runs from base 1 to 636 and encodes 211 amino acids. Gene Ontology annotation, cellular component: cytosol; mitochondrion.
AUGAAUCAAUCAAAUUCGAAUUUCCCGGUAUUUUUCGUUAUUGCAGCUGCUUCUCUAGUCACUGGCUAUUAUUUAGGCCAAAUCCUUCCAUCUGCUUCAAGAACUGGACAAGUGCAGCAGAUACUGAGGCAAUGCAAGCAAAAGGCUGAGUCAGAUAGCAAUGGAUCUGAAAAUGAGAAUAAUGACUACGAUGAUGAUGAAGGUUAUGAAGAAGAGGAAGAUGACGAGUUCGAAAUCAAUUCACUUUCGCUGAACGAUGUGCCUGGAGAAGUAAGGAUGGCUCUAGUGAUUCGCCAGGAUCUUGGGAUGCAAAAGGGCAAGAUAGCUGCCCAAUGCUGCCACGCAGCACUUUCCUGUUUUCGUAUGAUUGCUUGCGAUCCGAACCGCGAGUCAUAUAAUCCUCAGAUGGUCCAAAGAUGGCUGAGACGCGGACAAGCAAAGAUAACUCUUAAAUGUCCCGAUAAAGAGACUAUGGAUGAGCUCUAUGCAAAGGCCAUUUCGCUUGGAGUUAAUGCAUGUGUAAUACAUGAUGCAGGCAGGACACAGAUAGCAGCUGGGAGCGCAACGGUCUUGGGAGUGGGGCCGGCUCCAAAGGCUGUUCUAGAUCAGAUAACUGGUGAGUUGAAGUUGUAUUAG